CAACAGAUACAGAACUUGCCAUUGCUGGUGGUCGUCAGGGUCUGAGCAGCAAAACUGUUCUGGAAAACACGACGGAAAAAACUUCAUGACUUGUGUUCGUGAAAUUCUUGAUUUCUCAUAAAUCUAAUCUGUGAAAAUAAGCAACAUGAAGAUCCUCGUGGUGGUGUUGAUGGCAGUGACGUGGGCAGAGCUUAGUGGUGCUUUAGAUAAUGGUCUGGCCCUCACCCCUCCCAUGGGUUGGCUCACCUGGGAGAGGUUCAGAUGUAACUUGGACUGUGUAAAUGACCCAUACAACUGUAUCAGCCAGAACCUCUUAAUGCAAAUGGCGGAGCUGAUGGCGGAGGAAGGCUACCUGAAUGCGGGCUACAAUAUGAUCUCCCUCGAUGACUGCUGGCUGGCACAUGAGCGAGACGAGCAGGGGCGGCUGCAGCCAGAUCCGGACCGUUUUCCUUCCGGCAUUCCAGCCUUAGCUAAUUUCGUCCACGGUAAAGGGUUGAAGUUUGGCAUUUACGAGGAUUUGGGCACCAAAACUUGCGCUGGUUACCCAGGCGUCCUCGGUCAUCUUCAGACGGACGCCAACACUUUCGCGGAGUGGGGUGUUGAUUAUAUCAAGUUGGAUGGUUGUUAUUCUUCUCAAGAAGAAAUGGACGAAGGUUACCCGCAGUUCGGGAUGUACCUUAACAACACGAAGCGACCCAUCGUGUAUUCCUGCUCCUGGCCAGCCUACCAGAACGACCCUAACUACACGGCGAUCAUCAACUCCUGCAACCUGUGGAGGAACUUUAAUGACAUUGCCGACUCAUGGACCUCCGUGACGACCAUCAUUGACCACUACGGGGACAACCAAGACGUCCUCGCCCCCCUCGCCGGCCCGGGGCACUGGAAUGAUCCCGACAUGCUAAUCAUAGGAAACUUCGGGCUGAGUUAUGACCAGGCCAAGACUCAAAUGGCAAUAUGGUCGAUCCUGGCAGCCCCGCUCAUUAUGUCCGUGGAUCUGAGAGACAUACGGCCAGAGUUCAAGUAUAUCCUCCAGAAUCAACGUGUUAUUGCCAUAGAUCAGGACCCACUCGGCAUCCAAGGCAGAAGGUUUAAGAAGAGUGGCAGCAUUGAGUUUUGGCUUCGUCCCGUCACGCCUGUGGACAACGAUAACCACUCCUACGCCGUGGGCAUCCUCAACCGUGGCGAUAGCACGCCAACCAAGGUGAUUUAUGCUACACUAAAAGAAAAAGAAGGAUAAUCUUUGAGCAUAAAU
Portunus trituberculatus (swimming crab) is the source of this 1252-nucleotide messenger RNA. RefSeq names its product alpha-N-acetylgalactosaminidase-like. The record is from RefSeq and is a predicted model, not a curated record. The transcript is spliced from 8 exons. Gene Ontology annotation, cellular component: cytoplasm. Lineage: Eukaryota; Metazoa; Arthropoda; Malacostraca; Decapoda; Portunidae. The coding region runs from base 146 to 1237 and encodes 363 amino acids. Gene Ontology annotation, molecular function: alpha-galactosidase activity. Gene Ontology annotation, biological process: oligosaccharide metabolic process; glycosylceramide catabolic process; glycoside catabolic process.